AUGUGCUUAAACUCACUUAAUCCCAUCUCUGGUAACCAAAACCCUCCAAGACUUGACAAGGCCGUCUGGAACACCCUUCAUGACUUGGGAAUAUCAAAGAAACGGAAAACACACAGGGGAAGAAAGCAAAGAAAGACCUAUAACAUCCCUGUCAUCAUCACAAAUAGGACAAAGCAGCAACAGCUUAACAAUAUCCGAAUUAGAAAGAUUGAUAAAUCAGUGCUCAGGGAUACAUGUCGACCCACGGCCACCAGGUCGUGUCUACCAGCUGUGAUGCUCUUUAAUGCCCGCUCUUUAGCCAACAAGUUUGGUGAGUUUGAAGCCACUCUUUGUUCAAUGCAAAAUGUUCCCCACCUCAUUGCUAUCACAGAAACAUGGUUUUCCCAGGACAACCCGGCUUCUGCAUAUCAACUUGCAUCAUUUAAACAGUUUCACAAAGAUCGUAACGAACGAAUAGGUGGUGGAGUUCUUCUCUAUGUGGACAAGAAUAUAAACUGUUAUGAAAUCUUCAAAGAACAUGUACCUGGACAUCUGGAGGUCUUGUGGGUUCGUCUACGAUCAUCUACUACUAUCCGCCUUUCAAGAGAUAUAUAUGUUUGUGUACUCUACUCCCCACCUCGGUCUCCACAUAAAGACCAACUGAGUGAUCACAUCAUAAUGAUGAUUGAUAGGGCUCGAACCCUGUCGGAGAAUGCAUCUUUCAUAAUCCUUGGUGAUUUCAAUGACCUUCCUACAGAUCAUUUGGAACAGCACACCCUCUUGUCCCAAGUAGUAAAAGAACCGACCAGGGGUACAUCCAUCCUGGACAAAUUAUUGACAGAUCUCGGGGAUUGUUAUGAAGAGCCUGUCAUUUCAGCACCCAUUGCUUUAAGUGACCUCUCUGUUAUUACUUACUUUCCUCUGCUCCUUAUUCCACCACGUAACACUACAAAAAUAUCCUUCCGACCAUUUCGUGAUUCCUCCAUUCGCGCCUUUGGUCAAUGGAUCACGCAGAUGGACUGGUCAGAAUAUAAGGAAUCCACUGAUGGAAACAAAAUGACUGCAAAUCUUCACCAACUUCUAGACACAAAAUAUCGGCAAUACUUUGAUCUUAUCACAGUCAAACGACGUCCCAACGAUAAACCAUGGAUGAAUGAUGCCAUCCGCCGGGCCAUUACUCAGCGCAAUAUCAGCUAUACGCGAGGUGAUGACUCAUUUCGUAGAGUAAGAAAUAAGGUACAAAGAGAAAUCAGCUCUGCCAAGAAAAGUCUCUAUAGCAGGAAAGUGGAACAUCUGAAACACAGUGAACCUGGGAAAUGGCACCAGCAAAUUCGCCACCUAGCAGGACUUAAGAAACAGUCUCUCAGCUUUCCAGCCGACAAAUCCGACUUAGAGAUUGCGAAUGAGAUAAACGCUCAUUUUAGCCGGAUUUGCUCGGCCCUUCCAUCUCUCGACCUGGCUUCGUUGCCGGAUUACCUCCCUGCGCCGACACCACCUCCAAUCAUCGAGCGACAAAAGGUCUUUGAGUGUCUACAAAAAGUCAAUGUCUCCAAGGCUGGUCACCCGAACGACUGCCCAACACGCCUCAUCAAGGAAUUUGCGUACGAGCUGUCUGAGCCGCUCACCCACAUUUUCAACUGCUGUUUAAAAAAUGGAUGUUUCCCACAUAUCUGGAAAAAUGCAUCAGUGUGUCCAGUGCCUAAGGUCCGGCCGGCAACGACACCUGACCAACUGAGGCCCAUUUCUAUCACGUCAGUAUUAGCACGAGUGUUUGAGGGAUUCCUUGCCAGUUGGAUUAUUGAAGAUGUGCACCAUGCUAUUGAUCCCCAACAGUUUGGGAACAUGCCCGGAACAUCAAUUUGCCAUUACUUAAUCAGUCUCUUGGAUAAUGCUCAUCGGGGAAUUGACCGACCUGGGAAGGAACUAAACUAG
Messenger RNA from Strongylocentrotus purpuratus (purple sea urchin), 1911 nucleotides. RefSeq lists its product as uncharacterized. Bases 1 to 1911 code for a protein of 636 amino acids. NCBI's taxonomy places the organism in Eukaryota, Metazoa, Echinodermata, Echinoidea, Camarodonta, Strongylocentrotidae. Gene Ontology annotation, molecular function: catalytic activity. The record is from RefSeq and is a predicted model, not a curated record. The transcript is spliced from 2 exons.